GCGCGGGACCGCCCAGCGGUUGCCGGGAGACGGCGCCGUCUCCGCCGGGCGGGCGCGUCGGUCGGCGGGUCGCGGCCGGGCCGGGUCCGCGGGCGCCAUGGCACCCAAAAAGAAAGGGAAGAAAGGCAAAGCCAAAGACACCUCCAUUGUUGAUGGGCUGGCUCCAGAGGACAUGAACAAGGAGCAGGUGGAGGAACAUGUCAGCCGCAUCCGGGAGGAGCUGGACCGCGAGCGGGAGGAGCGCAACUACUUCCAGCUGGAGCGGGACAAGAUUCACACCUUCUGGGAGAUCACUCGGAGGCAGCUGGAGGAGAAGAAGGCUGAGCUGCGGAACAAAGACCGGGAGAUGGAGGAGGCUGAGGAGAGGCACCAGGUGGAGAUCAAGGUGUACAAGCAGAAGGUGAAGCACCUGCUGUAUGAGCACCAGAACAACCUGACGGAGAUGAAGGCUGAGGGCACCGUGGUCAUGAAGCUGGCACAGAAGGAGCACCGGGCGCAGGAGGGCGUGCUGCGCAAGGACGUGCGGGCGCUGAAGGUGGAGCUGAAGGAGCAGGAGCUGGCCAGCGAGGUGGUGGUGAAGAACCUGCGGCUGAAGCACACCGAGGAGAUCACCAGGAUGCGGAACGACUUUGAGAGGCAAGUGCGAGAAAUUGAGACCAAGUAUGACAAGAAGAUGAAGAUGCUCAGGGACGAGCUCGACCUGCAGAGGAAGACCGAGAUCCACGAGGUGGAGGAGCGGAAGAACGGCCAGAUCAACUUGCUGAUGCGGCGGCACGAGGAGGCCUUCACCGACAUCAAGAACUACUACAACGACAUCACCCUCAACAACCUGGCCCUCAUCAACUCCCUCAAGGAGCAGAUGGAGGACAUGCGGAAGAAGGAGGACCGCCUGGAGAGGGAGAUGGCCGAGGUGUCCAUGCAGAACAAGCGCCUGGCAGACCCUCUCCAGCAGGCUCGGGACGAGAUGAGCGAGAUGCAGAAGCAGCUGGGCAACUACAAGAGAGACAGGCAGAUCCUGGUCUGCACAAAAGCACGUUUGAAAGUGACCGAGAAAGAGCUGAAAGACCUGCAGUGGGAGCACGAGGUGCUGGAGCAGCGGUUCCUCAGGGUGCAGCAGGAACGCGAUGAGCUCUACCAGAAGUUCACCUUGGCCAUCCAGGAGGUGCAGCAGAAGACGGGCUUCAAGAACCUGGUGCUGGAGCGCAAGCUGCAGGCGCUGAACGCCGCCGUGGAGAAGAGGGAGGUGCAGUUCAACGAGGUGCUGGCGGCUUCCAACCUGGACCCCUCGGCACUGACACUGGUGUCCCGCAAGCUCGAGGACGUUCUGGAAUCCAAGAACAGCACCAUCAAGGACCUGCAGUAUGAGCUGGCCCGGGUCUGCAAGGCCCACAACGACCUGCUGCGCACGUACGAGGCGAAGCUGCUGGCUUUCGGGGUCCCCCUGGACAACGUGGGCUUCAAGCCCUUGGAGACAGCCGUGAUCGGGCAGACACUGGGCCAGGGCCCUGCAGGACUCGUGGGCACCCCGACGUAGCCCCCCGCCAGGGGCUGAGGCCUGCAGAGCCAGCCUGGGACCACGCUCCAGAUGACACACCAAGGACAGCAAGUUUAUGUUUUUUAGAUUUUAUCGUCAGCAAAUGAAGGCUUUUCACAUUUCCUUGCUGUCCUCCUGCUGUGUCUGUGGUGGCCAUGGGUCCACGCAGGGCGCCCAGUCCGUGCCACGGCUGCCCCCUCUGAGUCCUGCCUCCCGCCAGCCAACAGCACCUUCUCUGAGGACCCCGUGCUCACGUUCUGCCACCCGCGCGUCCCUCUUGACCCGCGAACACAACAGCUUUGCAGGUGCCGCCAUGGACUUUAUUGACACCCAGGUACAGCUGCCCCCCAGGAAGCGGGUGACGCUGCUGCCCCACAGUGAGCCCGAAGCCCACUCUGGUGAGGACCGAGUGGCAGCUCAGCCGGAGGGAGGGAAGGAGCAGGCGGCCUCCCUUGUGCCAGGCCUGGCUCUAGCUCCCUCGGUAGGUGGUGUAGGACCACGGGCUCAGCAGCAAAGGCACAUGGAACUUCUGGGUCUCGUUUGUGAUGGUGAAAACAACCUUAGGGACAGAGAGAGGCGCCCGAGAGGAUAACGGGCCUGAGCUGUCUGGCCUGAACCCUCCCAGGGAAAAUUCGGCAGCCCAGACUGUGGGGUGGGAGUCAAGGGAGGGGCAGAGAUUUCCCCCAGAGGGGAGAACUGGAAACUUCCUGAGGGCUGAGAGUAGGGGUGAAUCCUCCCCACUGGAGGGACAGCUCCUGGGAGGCCAGAGCCCCCUGGCUGCCAGGCUCCCCACAACCCAGGUAGGUCUGAUGCUUUGGUGGCAGCUCCAGGUGAAGGGGAGGCGGAGAGGUUAGGCCCCGUGAGCUGGAGUCUGGGCUCUGAUGCCAGCCGCUGUCUACCAAGCGGGGAUGAGUCACCCUCAGCCUGGCCUGGCCUCCCCACAAAGCCUGACCCAGGGGCAGGUCAGGGACUGGUGUGUCCUCAUAAACCAUGACGACGCCUGGACACCUUUCUGGAGCUCACCUGCCUGCCCCCGCCCUGGGGGAGACCUGGCUAGCAGGACCUGGCCUGGGGGUCACCGUGUGUCACUGCCCUGCCCGUGUGCCUCACCUCCACAUAUGGGUAGAAGCUCUCCUGUCCCCCUCCUCCUCCAGUAGGCCUCUGUGUCGAAGGAGAGCUUGUAGGUGCCGGCCUUCAUCUGGGCCUGGGUCAGGAGCCCGGGGCAGCGGCCGUCGGGGUCUGUGUAGCUGGGGAGAGGCUGGGGCUGCAGAGAUGGGGGUGAGGAGCCACCCCCACCCCAGCACCCCCGGACGCUUCCCACAGCCCCACUCAGACUGGCGAGCAGACAGACGCCACAGUGGGACUGUGUUCGAGGCCUGCGGUUCUGGAGCAGCCUUGGGCCCCCCUGUGCUGUCUUUUCAGGAAAUCACAACACAGAGAAGCAAAAAGGAGGAAAAUCUCCCAUCGUCUACCCCAUGAGCAGGAACCACUUUAUAUCUGGCAUAUAUUUUUCUAGAUUUUCUUCUAUGCAUAUUUAUUUACAAACUUUAAAAAAAUCAUAAAUGGAUUAUGCUAUUCAUACUGUUC
Messenger RNA from Lemur catta (Ring-tailed lemur), 3121 nucleotides. It is a transcript of the gene GAS8, whose product is annotated as growth arrest specific 8. Lineage: Eukaryota; Metazoa; Chordata; Mammalia; Primates; Lemuridae. The record is from RefSeq and is a predicted model, not a curated record. The coding region runs from base 98 to 1534 and encodes 478 amino acids. The transcript has 11 exons. Gene Ontology annotation, molecular function: microtubule binding; small GTPase binding. Gene Ontology annotation, cellular component: Golgi apparatus; motile cilium; microtubule. Gene Ontology annotation, biological process: flagellated sperm motility.